GCUGCGACACCUCCCAGCUCUUCAGGCUCGGCCGCCAUUUCCUCGCCUGGCCUAACGGUCCGGCCAAUCCCAGCGCGCAUCGAGAAAAGCUAAGGCUCCACCAAUCGGAGGCCGCCGAUUCCGACCCUUUGCCUCCGCUCGGCCCAAUCCAGGCCCCGGCCCCGUCGGCCCCGUCGCCCCCGAUCCGCCCCCGCGGCGCUCUCUCUCCUCCCUCUUUGUGCGUCUCGCGCCGCCGCCGCCCCGCCGCGUGAGAGAACGGGUUCCGCGCGCUCCGCGGCAGCGCAGUCGGGUCCCCUCCCCCCAGAAGAUUCGCGAAGAAGAAGCCGCCGCCGAAAAGGAGCCGCCGGUGCCGGUCCCUGGGGGCGCCAUGGCGACCGGAGCGAACGCUACGCCGCUGGGUAAGCUGGGCCCCCCAGGCCUCCCUCCCCUCCCCGGCCCCAAAGGGGGCUUCGAGCCGGGACCACCGACUGCCCCGGGGCCUGGGGCGGGGCUGCUGGUGUCCGGGCCGCUGCCGCCCCCGCCCGUGGGCUCGGUGGGGGCCCUGACCGCGGCCUUCCCCUUUGCGGCGCUGCCGCCGCCGCCGCCGCCGCCGCCGCCGCCCCCCCCGCCUCCCCAGCAGCCGCCGCCGCCACCGCCCCCCUCCUCGGGCUCCUCGUACUCGCCGCCGCAGCCGCCCCCUCCGCCGCCGCUCUACCAGCGCGUGUCGCCACCACAGCCACCGCCACCCCAGCCGCCGCGUCAGGACCAGCAGCCGGGCCCGACCGGCGGCGGAGGAGACUUCCCCAGUAAGAAGCGGAAGAGGAGCCGCUGGAAUCAAGACACAAUGGAGCAGAAGACGGUGAUUCCAGGAAUGCCUACAGUCAUCCCCCCUGGACUUACUCGGGAGCAAGAAAGAGCUUAUAUAGUGCAACUGCAGAUAGAAGACCUGACUCGUAAACUGCGCACAGGAGACCUGGGCAUCCCCCCUAACCCUGAGGACAGGUCCCCUUCCCCUGAGCCCAUCUACAAUAGUGAGGGGAAGAGGCUUAACACUCGCGAGUUCCGCACCCGCAAGAAACUUGAGGAGGAACGGCAUAAUCUCAUCACGGAAAUGGUUGCCCUCAACCCUGAUUUCAAGCCUCCUGCAGAUUACAAACCUCCAGCAACACGUGUGAGCGAUAAAGUCAUGAUCCCACAAGAUGAGUAUCCAGAAAUCAAUUUUGUGGGGCUGCUGAUUGGGCCAAGAGGGAACACCUUGAAGAACAUAGAGAAGGAGUGUAAUGCCAAGAUCAUGAUCCGGGGGAAAGGUUCUGUGAAAGAAGGAAAAGUUGGGCGCAAAGAUGGCCAGAUGCUGCCGGGAGAAGAUGAGCCACUUCACGCCCUGGUCACUGCCAAUACCAUGGAGAAUGUGAAGAAAGCAGUAGAACAGAUAAGAAACAUUCUGAAGCAGGGUAUCGAGACUCCUGAGGACCAGAAUGACCUACGGAAGAUGCAACUUCGAGAGUUGGCUCGCUUGAAUGGGACCCUUCGGGAAGAUGAUAACAGGAUCUUAAGACCCUGGCAGAGCUCUGAGACCCGCAGCAUUACCAAUACCACAGUGUGUACCAAGUGUGGAGGGGCUGGCCACAUUGCUUCCGAUUGCAAGUUCCAAAGGCCUGGUGACCCCCAGUCAGCUCAGGAUAAAGCGCGGAUGGAUAAAGAAUACUUAUCCCUCAUGGCUGAACUGGGGGAGGCACCUGUGCCCGCAUCUGUGGGCUCCACCUCUGGGCCUGCCACCACACCACUGGCCAGUGCACCUCGGCCUGCUGCUCCCGCCAACAACCCACCUCCGCCGUCUCUCAUGUCCACUACCCAGAGCCGCCCACCCUGGAUGAAUUCCGGCCCGUCAGAGAGUCGGCCCUACCAUGGCAUGCAUGGAGGUGGCCCUGGUGGGCCCGGAGGUGGUCCCCACAGCUUCCCACACCCGCUGCCCAGCCUCACAGGUGGGCAUGGUGGACAUCCCAUGCAGCACAACCCUAAUGGACCCCCGCCCCCCUGGAUGCAGCCCCCACCACCACCGAUGAACCAGGGCCCCCACCCACCUGGGCACCAUGGCCCUCCUCCAAUGGAUCAGUACCUGGGAAGUACGCCUGUGGGCUCUGGGGUCUAUCGCCUGCAUCAAGGAAAAGGUAUGAUGCCGCCGCCACCUAUGGGCAUGAUGCCGCCGCCGCCGCCGCCUCCCAGUGGGCAGCCUCCGCCCCCUCCCUCUGGUCCUCUUCCCCCGUGGCAGCAGCAGCAGCAGCAGCCUCCGCCACCCCCUCCGCCCAGCAGCAGUAUGGCUUCCAGUACCCCCUUGCCAUGGCAGCAAAAUACGACGACUACCACCACGAGCGCUGGCACAGGGUCCAUCCCGCCAUGGCAACAGCAGCAGGCGGCUGCCGCAGCUUCUCCAGGAGCCCCUCAGAUGCAAGGCAACCCCACUAUGGUGCCCCUGCCCCCAGGGGUCCAGCCGCCUCUGCCGCCCGGGGCCCCUCCCCCUCCGCCGCCUCCGCCGCCUGGUUCCGCCGGCAUGAUGAUCCCUCCCCGCGGCGGCGAUGGCCCGAGCCAUGAGAGGGAGGACUUUCCGCGCCCAUUGGUGACCCUUCCAGGCAGACAGCCUCAGCAGCGCCCCUGGUGGACAGGAUGGUUCGGCAAAGCAGCCUGAGUUAUUUUUAUGGACGGAAUCGGAACACGCUGGCUCCAUAUUGUGAAAUUUUUAUUAAUUUUUCUUUUUUCUUGUUAGUCCUCCUCUCUGCCUUUCUUCAGACUCCGUCCAAGGAGAUGCUCUCCCCGGUCUUCUGCUGCAAUUAGAUUCCUUUCCCUUUUCUCAUUCCUGGUUCUUCUUUAAGGAGAGAGGAGCAAGUGGUUUUUAGGCAAAGAAUUUGGGCCAUCAGUGUGGCGGGGUGGGGUGGGUGUCUUCUUUGGUUCCAAGAUUUUCAAACUGCCAUAUUUUUUUCAAGCUGAGAUACUUUUUUUCCCCUUAAUUUUAAGUGUGGGGUUUUGUCUCUGCCACCCUCGUGGGGUAGUGGGUCAGUCUCCAGGUUCAGGGUCCAUAGCCAUCCUGGCACUCCUGCCCGCGGGAGGUGGAGCCACGUAAGCUGCCUGGGGCUUGUCUGCAGCCUGCAGAGCCCUUUCAGCGCUCCCUGAGCUGCCUCAGAUUCCAUUUGUUCCUCUCCUUCCUGGAAGGCUACCUUUUAAAAUUUAUUUUAAUCCCAAACGUCUGAAUGUUCUGCAGUGUUGAGGGGUUUGAGCCCCUUGCUUUCUUCGUUCUGCUUCCUUCCUUUCCUCCCCUCUUCAUGGAGUGAUUAUGUUGACAAUAAUGUAUGAUGCGCGUUCUCUUCACUGGUUUAUCAGCAGACAUUUCUCUGGGCUUUUUGGUGUAUGAUUCAACACUGCGUUAAAGGGGGGUGUUCCAUUGAAUAAAAGAGCAGUGUGGUUUUCUGGG
Molecule: messenger RNA, 3442 nt
Organism: Budorcas taxicolor (takin)
Lineage: Eukaryota; Metazoa; Chordata; Mammalia; Artiodactyla; Bovidae
Gene: SF1
Product: splicing factor 1
Exons: 14
Coding region: 368-2662 (764 amino acids)
Biological process (GO): regulation of mRNA splicing, via spliceosome
Cellular component (GO): nucleus
Molecular function (GO): mRNA binding; zinc ion binding
Source: RefSeq, a predicted model, not a curated record